AUGGGUAUUUCCAGGGAUUCUAUGCACAAGAGGCGUGAGACUGGAGGAAAGAAGAAGGCAUGGAGGAAGAAGAGAAAGUAUGAGCUUGGUCGUCAAGCUGCUCACACAAAGCUUUCAAGCAACAAAACCAUCAGGAGAAUUCGUGUCAGAGGUGGAAAUGUUAAGUGGAGAGCUUUGAGGUUGGAUACUGGUAACUUUUCCUGGCCAAGUGAAACUGUCACCCGCAAAACCCGUCUACUUGAUGUGGUUUACAAUGCCUCCAACAAUGAGUUGGUGCGUACUCAGACCCUUGUGAAGAGUGCCAUUGUCCAGGUUGAUGCUGCUCCUUUCAAGCAGUGGUACCUUCAACACUAUGGUGUUGAUAUUGGAAGGAAAAAGAAAACUGCUGGCAAGAAAGACUCCGAGGAGGCUGAAGCUGUUACUGAAGAAGUUAAAAAGAGCAGCCAUGUUCAGAGGAAAUUAGAACAGCGCCAAAAGGAUCGCCAAUUGGAUCCACAUAUUGAAGAACAAUUUGGUGGUGGAAGGCUGCUUGCUUGCAUCUCUUCCCGCCCUGGACAAUGUGGCAGAGCUGAUGGCUACAUUUUGGAAGGUAGAGAAUUGGAAUUUUACAUGAAGAAGCUCCAGAAGAAGAAGGGAAAGGGUGCUUCAGCUUGA
This is a messenger RNA of Vicia faba (fava bean), 654 nucleotides long. NCBI's taxonomy places the organism in Eukaryota, Viridiplantae, Streptophyta, Magnoliopsida, Fabales, Fabaceae. The record is from the annotation of a GenBank genome assembly.